Messenger RNA from Iphiclides podalirius (scarce swallowtail), 387 nucleotides. Lineage: Eukaryota; Metazoa; Arthropoda; Insecta; Lepidoptera; Papilionidae. The record is from the annotation of a GenBank genome assembly.
AUGAUACUGAAAAUAGGGACGAAGCUGCCUCCGGUGGUGAAGAGCGCCGCAGAGAAGAGAGUCGAGAAGAAGGAGACGAAGAAGAAAUGGGAGAAAUGCGACGAGCGAUGCCCCGGCGACCCGUGGGCUUACUGUGCGGUGUUGUGGUGUGCGUGUGCCAUGAGCCUCAUAUCGAGCGGCUACAGCUUGUACAAGCAGCAGGGCCUGCAGGAUAGACUGUCGCUGUUGGAGGAACAGCACCUGGCUCUGAGGAGCGCAGUCCUGGAGCCGCAGCAGCCGCUGGUGGAGAGGCUCCGGCGGGAGGUGAUGUCCAGGCCGCCAGCGUACUGGCGAUAUCGUCGCAGCAUCAGGGACUACGGCGACUGCGGCUGUCCACCAGGUCGGUAC